AUGAAGUUGAACGGAGGAAAUUUUCAAUUGGCUAUGCAUGAAGAGUCAUCGAGUCGUCGCAAGGUUGACGAUGAUGUGCAUGACGGUGCUAUCCCUGCAUAUCUGAUGGACCGUGAAACGACCACAAGAGCUAAGAUUCUUAGCAACACAAUAAAGCAAAAGCGGAAAGAGAAAGCUGGAAAAUGGGAGGUGCCUCUGCCUAAGGUUAGGCCUGUGGCUGAGGAUGAGAUGUUCAGAGUGAUAAGAUCUGGCAAAAGGAAGAGUUUUUGGCCAUGUCCAGCAAAGCAGUGGAAGAGAAUGGUUACAAAAGCCACCUUUGUCGGGGCAGGGUUUACCAGGAAACCUCCAAA
Nicotiana tabacum (common tobacco) is the source of this 350-nucleotide messenger RNA. The record is from RefSeq and is a predicted model, not a curated record. Lineage: Eukaryota; Viridiplantae; Streptophyta; Magnoliopsida; Solanales; Solanaceae.